AUGGCACAAACCAUGAACGCAGUCCGUUUCUAUCCUCCCGGAGGACCGGAGAAGCUCAGCUACCAGACCGAACCAGUCCCGUCUCCCCCUUGGGAGAAACAAGUCUUGAUCAAGGUCCAUGGUGUCGGCCUCAUUUGGCCAGAACUUUAUUGGCCAAUAUAUCAGAGUCCUGCCGGCGACUAUGUCUCACAUAUUCCCGGGCAUGACUUCUCAGGGGUCGUAGUCGCAGUCGGUCCCGGGUGCGAGGGCCGCGGCAUUGAGGUCGGUGCAGAGGUUUAUGGGCUGACCAGCCGAAGGAACCAUGAAGGCGCCAUGGCCGAGUUUGUCAAAGCCGACGUUGACCAAGUUGUGCUUAAACCGCGUAAUCUGGCCUUUGUCGAAGCAGCCGCUAUUCCGUUGAGCGCGUUGACUGCUUGGCAGGCGCUGUUUGAUCAUGGCAAGCUGAAGAAAGGCCAAAGAGUAUUGGUGACUGGCGGUGCCGGCGGCACUGGUGUGUUUGCGACGCAAUUUGCAAAGAUGUUUGGGGCAUACGUCAUUGCCACCGGGUCUUCGGCGAGAAGUCGCGAGAUCCUUGAGGGGUACGGAGUGGAUGAGUUCAUCGACUAUAAAGCUACCGAUCUCAAGAGCGCUGUCAAGGACAUCGACCUGGUGCUGGAAUGUGUGGGACAGACCGUGUUGGAGCAGUGCUUCGAUGUCGUCCGAAAAGAAGGAACGAUCGUUAGCAUAGUAACGGUAAACUGCAAAGAGGAAGCGUUGAAACGUGGGAUCGAUGGAAAAUUUUUCAUUGUUUGCAUGAACGCUGAGCAGCUGAACAAUAUCACGAAGAUGGUGGAAGAUGGGACGAUCAAGCCUAUCAUCGAUGCAACCUACCCUCUUGAGGAAACGCGGAAAGCCUUCGAAGAGGCCUCAGCGGGACAUGUGCAUGGCAAGGCUGUCAUCAGAGUGGUGUGA
Messenger RNA from Rhinocladiella mackenziei CBS 650.93, 951 nucleotides. RefSeq lists its product as uncharacterized. Gene Ontology annotation, cellular component: mitochondrion. The coding region runs from base 1 to 951 and encodes 316 amino acids. Gene Ontology annotation, molecular function: oxidoreductase activity; zinc ion binding. The record is from RefSeq and is a predicted model, not a curated record. The transcript has a single exon. NCBI's taxonomy places the organism in Eukaryota, Fungi, Ascomycota, Eurotiomycetes, Chaetothyriales, Herpotrichiellaceae.